Messenger RNA from Aplysia californica (California sea hare), 1681 nucleotides. Its product is annotated as sulfate transporter. Gene Ontology annotation, molecular function: oxalate transmembrane transporter activity; bicarbonate transmembrane transporter activity; sulfate transmembrane transporter activity. Lineage: Eukaryota; Metazoa; Mollusca; Gastropoda; Aplysiida; Aplysiidae. Gene Ontology annotation, biological process: transmembrane transport. Gene Ontology annotation, cellular component: membrane. The record is from RefSeq and is a predicted model, not a curated record.
AGUGGUCAAACGUCUCCAGAGUUACUUCCCCAUCAUCGGCGUCCUCCGUGACUACGCCUGGCGCUCUGACCUGCUACAUGACUUUACAUCGGGGAUCUCCGUCUCCUUCAUACAGAUGCCCAUGGUGGGCGUGGCUACUUCCCUUUCCUUCAUCGCCGGUAUUAUCCUGCUCGCCAUGGGUCUGUUGAGGUUCGGAUUCAUCACCAGUUUCCUGAGCACCUCUUUCCUCGGUGGCUUCACCACGGCUGCCGCUGUGCACAUCUUUUCAAGCCAGAUCCCGAAAAUUAUCCACAUCAAAGUCCCCCCUCUGGCUGGCGUGGGGAAACUUGUGAGAACUUACAUCAACAUCUUCAAGAACAUCGGCGACACCAACCCCGCCGACCUGAUCAUUGGCCUAAUCAGCGUCGCCGUUCUUCUCGCCGUCAUGAUCUUCAUCAACGAAAAGUACCAGAUGCCACCCCAACUGCACAGCUCCGCCCCGCACCAUGUUGCUAAGCAACACAGGGGCACGCUCCACCCUCAAUGGCGUCUUCACCGCGGCGUUUAUCCUCAUCGUCAUCAUGGCGGCCGGCCAACUCUUCACUGCACUUCCCAUCGCAGUCCUUGCCGCCAUGAUCAUGACAGCUGUGAAAAACCUGCUCCUACAGGUGACUCAGCUUCCCAAUCUAUGGCGUGUGAGCAAACCAGACUUCACCAUCUGGCUCAGCACCUUCCUGGUGGGCGUGUUCGCUGACCUAGAUUACGCUAUUAUCGCAGGCAUAGGACUGUCAGUCUUCUCCGUGGUCGUCUUCAGCCAGAUGACGUCAUCGACCGUGGGUGGAGUCUCGCAGAAAGAGGAUCUCGUACUCUCUAACAACAGGGCCGGGGUUAAGAAUCUUUCUGGGGUGAAAAUUUUCUAUUUCCCUGCCCAACUUUAUUUUGCCAACGCCGAGAAAUUCAAGAACGAUCUUUACGGGAAAGUAUUGAACCCCGAUAAUGUUGAGGUGAACGCUAUUGUUGAGAGCGAUGUGGUCCUGACCAAUUUUGCCGAAAAAGACAAGGAAGGCGUGUCUAAUGGCAACGGAAUUGCCAAAAAAGGAGCUGAAGGGGAAACAGUCAAGGCCAUUAUCAUAGACUGCUCGGCAAUGACGUACAUAGACUUAGCUGGCGUCAACAUAAUGAAGCUGAUCUUUACCAAGUACAGUUCAGUUGGGGUCAAAGUGUUCCUUGCGAGGUGUCCGGAUUACCCAUUGGGUGUCCUUGACCGCGCUGGUUUCUUCGUCAAUGUGUCACGUGACUGUAUUGUUGUAGAUGUCUAUGACGCCCUCAGUGCCCCGGAAGUGGAAGCGGUGAGUGGCUGGGGCACCCGGAAAACUAGUGUCAAUGGCUUGAAUAACGACACUAUCCAUGCCCGCUUUUGAUUCAGAGGUUCCGAUUAUCUGGAUAUGACCGGAAAUCCGGAUUUUUGAAAUUGUCCACAUUUUGCCCCACUUCUAGCCGACUAUAUAAAGAUAGUCUUGAUACACUUUGAAGUAGACAAAAUUAAGAUCUAUAAAUGUUGAUUCCCUGCGUUUGCGUUUCCACAGGGUACGAAAAGUUCAGGAUUUGUUUUCGUUGCCAGUUGGCACCUCUGUUGAUUUAUUGUAACUUCGAAGAAUUCUAAAAGACAUUGGGGUUUUUAUCUGUGGUAUUACCAAUGAUA